AUGCGCGGAGUACUGCUCGACAUCAUUUACUCUCGAGACUCGUACUUCGCUACGUUGCGGGAAUACACGGAGGAAAUUGCGCUUGAAGACACAUUCGUGUUCAUCAACGAUUUCAAGAAGAAAUUGGCUUCGUACUUCUGGAUCUGCUUAUUGGGGCAGAAAUGGGUACAGAACUUGAUGAGGGAAGUUCCCACUACUAGUGGAGGGAGCGAACUUAUUGCAACGCAUUUGACUCGCUGGCUCAAAAUCGAAGACGGCUCGGAGGCGUUCUUCGAGCUCGAGCUGGCUCGUGGCUCGCUCUGCCCAUUCGCUCAAGUUGUGGGCGAAGAUCUGGACGAUGAUGGUCCAGACCAACUCUUUGCUGGCGUUCCAACGAGGCUCAAAUUCAAGCCAGUGAGAGCAAAACGCCGAGGACGACGCAAAAAGUGA
Molecule: messenger RNA, 429 nt
Organism: Phytophthora infestans T30-4
Lineage: Eukaryota; Oomycota; Peronosporomycetes; Peronosporales; Peronosporaceae
Exons: 3
Coding region: 1-429 (142 amino acids)
Source: RefSeq, a predicted model, not a curated record